Messenger RNA from Eutrema salsugineum, 992 nucleotides. RefSeq names its product protein LURP-one-related 15. The transcript is spliced from 3 exons. Bases 138 to 701 code for a protein of 187 amino acids. Lineage: Eukaryota; Viridiplantae; Streptophyta; Magnoliopsida; Brassicales; Brassicaceae. The record is from RefSeq and is a predicted model, not a curated record.
UCUUCCUCCUCAUCCUCUUAUAAAAUCCCUGAAACUUGUCUUCUCCGCUUAACUAACCAGACGGAAACAAAUCCACCAAAUAAGAAAAGAAAAGAAAAUAGAGAGAGUUUAUACCAUUCUUGAGGAGAAAGAAGAAAAUGGAGCAUACUUUGCUGCAUGCUUUGCAUCAAGUGGGGCAUAAUGUUCAGCAUCUGAGUCACGGGAUAGAGAAGGUAUCGGAAGGUAACUUGGAAAUAUCGGACGAAAACGGGAACAUGGUCAUGAAGAAUAUUUCUGGACUAACUCGCGACAUGAGGAUCUUAGUGGAUGCUUCUGGAACUCCGCUCUUGACUUUGAGAGAAAAGUCUAUGAGCUUGCAUAGCAGAUGGCAAGUAUUUAGAGGAGAGAGUACAGAACAGUGUGAUCUGCUGUACACAGUGAAGAAAUCGUCGUUGGUUCAGGUUAAGGUCAAACUUGAUGUGUUUAUGAGUCACAAUAAGGAAGAGAAGAGAUGUGAUUUCAGAGUCAAAGGGGGUUCUUAUAAGCGUUCUUGUGUUGUCUACGCCGGUGAAUCUGACGCCAUUGUUGCCCAAGUGGAGCCUGAGGGAAAAAUCAAUUACUCUGUGACGCCUUACCCAAACGUUGAUCAUGCCUUCAUUCACUCGCUCCUUUUUAUUUUCUAUUCCAUUGACGGCAGAGGUUACUCCGCCGGAGGCAGAUGAUGAGAUCAUAACCGGAGUAAACCCAAUCCAAAGUACCAAGAUGGACCGGUUUGACUUAUUCUUCAUCUUUUUUCUUAUUUCCUUUGUUUUAGCAAAUAAACAGAGUGUGUUAUGUUUUCUAGUUUCUUGGCUGACGUCGUCUUUUCAUGAUUUCCACUUCCCCAUUAUGUAAUUUGUUUCCAGCAUUGUAAGAGGAACGAAUAGUUCCAUUUGUUUCCUAUAUAAAUGAGAAAAACCAAAAGAAAAGGCAAACUGAAAAUUUGGUUUAUCUUUUCAUCGGUUACUUCAUCA